Molecule: messenger RNA, 897 nt
Organism: Symbiodinium pilosum
Lineage: Eukaryota; Dinophyceae; Suessiales; Symbiodiniaceae
Source: the annotation of a GenBank genome assembly
AUGUCAGCCUUGUUCCUAGUCUUUGCACUGUCAUUGAAUGCAGCUUUCGCCUCACAGUGUUUCCAGUCAUUCAGCUGUGAAGACGUAUCAUUACGCCGCCCCCCAAACCAUGUUCCAGGCAUUUGGCAUUGUUUUCUGCUUUUUUCAGGUGGCAUCCUGGGUCGCUUCGAGAAUGUCCGAGUGAAAAAGAGCGCCAAGAAGACAGUGACUUGUGAUGCCGCGACGCCAGAGUAUUUGAGGCAUGACUUCUUAAAGCCGCAGCACCUACCUGUCGAGCGUGUUGACCUGGAAUCCAAUUUCAUUGCUACAUCCAACAUAAACGAGACUCGUUUCCACAAGGGUUUCCACCGGCGCCACCAGGCUGACAUUCAACAAGAUGCUGCGCGACUAGAGCAUGAAGCCGCGCGAGACUGGGCUCGACAGGAGCGGGCGGCUGCACAGGCUUCAGCAGCGCACCAGCUUCGUGAAAAGUGCACAUUCAACAUCCUCACGGGCGAGGGGGUCGGCAGGGAAUGUGAGUUUCGACAUGUCGGAAAGAAGAUUCUGAAUCCGUACGGCAGUAUGCAGGCCACCUUUGCCGAACAUGACAAGGAAGAACGGCACCGCGUCAAGAAUUCCAAGCACCGCUUCUUCGAGCACCCUGCCCCUGAAAAACAGGUGCGGACAGCCAAUCUUUUCCAAGAAGGGCUUCAAUCAACAGUGCGAGAAUCUGCUGUGCUGGGCUAUGGAAGGAGCGGAGUUUCCCGAACUAGGGCUCGUUCGUGUGGUGUGGCUGAUAACUUUGUGCAUCUACAAGCUCUCCCUCCUGAGCCAGACUACGAAGUACCGCACAACGGAAAUGCGCAGCUGCCUUACCUUUCUCGCUGCCUAGGCGUGACAUUUGUACUUGCACAAUAA